Messenger RNA from Stylonychia lemnae, 2478 nucleotides. The record is from the annotation of a GenBank genome assembly. NCBI's taxonomy places the organism in Eukaryota, Ciliophora, Spirotrichea, Sporadotrichida, Oxytrichidae.
AUGUUAAGUAGAUAGUAUCCCUCCUCUUAGACUAGCUAAUAAGACUCAAGUGAUGAUUUCCCUAUCAAAACUCACCACAAUAAUAUGCAAAGCGCCUAGAUAUUCUAGCAAAAUUAAUUCACAGACAACUAUAGAAGUUCAAUAGAUGAAAAUUCCCCUUAUAAGGAUGAAUAUAUUGAUAAUGAAUUCUAAGAAAAUGAAUUUAAAGAGUAAGUAAACUAAGCUACCUCUCAAAAUGAUAAUGGCAGAAAUUAAAAAAGAGGUAAGUUAUAAAAUAUUAAUGCAAAUAUUAAUGCAGAUUUACUUGGCAGCGGCCACAGAAAGAGUGGAACUAUGCAGAUAAACUACACAAUGACAAGUCUAAAGAGCCCAGUACUUAAAAAUAAAAGAAACUAGGUGAGUUAAAAGGCUGGAAGUAUUUCUUAGCAAUCUUAAGCAUCAUAGUCAUAAAAUUAGCAAGUGAAGCCUAAUUUUAUUAAUAACUAGUAAAUGGCACAAUAACUAUCAUUGAAAGACAAAGCUAUUACUAGAAAUACUUCAAAAAAUUAAUCUCUGAAUCAAUCUCGCUCUAAUAUUGUUCCUAGCAGUAGUCAAGGUCACGCUCGAGCAGGAUCAAAUAUGGAUAUCGAUAGUAUUUAAAGAACAUAACUUUAGUCAUCAAACUUAAAGUAGUAAAACGAACCUCUAGAUUAAGAUUCAAAUGGUAGUUUAGUUGGAAAUUCCAAUAAAACUCCUUAAAUCUUACUUAAUAUGCUGGGGAAUCUGAUCAGAGAAAUUGAAGUUUACUUGCCUAAAUCAUUUGAUUAUUUGAAAGCCUUAGAUCUUGAGAGUGAUUUGAAACGAGCUAUUAAUAACACUCCAACUGGGGCAACAUAAAUAAACGAGUAGUUGAAUUUUAAGAUCACCCAGUUCAUUCUUGAUCAGGAGAGUAAGAUUGCAGCUGCUUAAAGGUCUCUCAAUAAUUCACAGAUAAAUAAUUCAAGACUAGAAAAUAGCUAAAAAAGGUUGAAGUAAUUCAAUAAUGAGGAGGAAAAGUUAGAAGAUUAGCAAAAUAAUAACAAUGGAACAGCAAAUUAACCACUAACUACUCAAUAGAAAAAGUAAUAGACUAAAAGCAUGAUGCUAAAGCAGUAAUUUAAUCCAGAAUAGCAGGAAGAAUAUGAUUAAAUAUCUGCACUAUAUGAGUAAUCUCUAAGCAUGAUUAUGGCUAAAGAUGUAAUGAAGUUUAAAUCUUUUAUUGGAAAAGGUCCUGAACUUCCAAUUGGUAUUGCAUUUCUAUACUAUUUAGUAUCAUAGGAAUCAAGCAUUAUGCUUAGUAAUGAUAAAAAGACUAUUGUGAAUGCUCAAUGGGAGGAAGUUAAAAAGUAAUUUUCAAAUGGAGGAAAAGUAAUAUUUGCUUUUAAGAAGAUCAGAGAUUAUAUAGAGAGUGACUUGAUUAACAUUUCACACUUCUAAUAAAUUCUAUUCUAGCAAGAACAAUUAAAUACUUUCAGCAUAAAUAACGAAGACUCGACUCUAAAUAUAUUUGCUUCUUACCUUUAAAAUACUAUCUCUUUAACUAGAUUCAUUAAGCAGGUGAAAGGUUAUACAGAAGAUUAACUUAAGCCUCCUGUAAAGAGGCUAGCAAAUUUCAGAUCCCCGGACAGACCUAGAACUUCCAUUAUAAGCUAAAACAUAUUAAAUUAGGGUCAAAACCCAAGCAAUCAUCAAUAAUCUAAAUCCUCAAUGAGAAGAUUUUUAUCUCCUGAAAUGUCAUCUAGUCUUCACAACAUAUCUAAAUAGUCCAUUCAUAUCUAGAGAAAUACAUAAUAAGAUUUUAAAAAUGAACUAAAUAACUUGAUUCAUUAGUAAGAGACUGAAAACCUUUAGUAAAGUGCAGAAAAAAAGAAUUAACUUUACAGUUAAAGGUUAAGUUUAGCUUAGGUUCAGCUUAAUAUAAAGAAAAUGAAGUUUGAAAUGGAAAGAGAAGAAAAAUAAGCACUUAAAGAAAGAGAAAAGCAAGAGGAGCAAGAAUAUUUAAAUUUCUAAAGAGAAUAGAUGCUGGCUGAAGCUAAGUUACAAGAUGAAAGAAAGCAGAAAGAAAAAGAAGAUUUUAUCAGAAGAUAGUAAGAGAUGAUUGAAGAAAAUAGGAAAGCAAAGGAAUAUAAAAAAUAAGAAGAAGAUAGAUUAACUAGAGAUAAUUAUGACUUUGAAGUUGAAAAGUAAUUUAAAGAAAAUGAAGUGAGAAAGAAAAAAGAUCAAGAACUGAAUUAGAUAAAACUAAAUCAAAUUUAAAUUUAGGAGAAAGAAAGAGCAGAGAAGGAAAAGUAUAGACAAGAAAAAGUAGAGGAAUAGAGAUAAAGAGAGGAGUAAAGAAAGGUAUUGCUGAGAACAGAAAUGGAAGAGUUGUAGAAAAGAGAAAGAUAAUUGUAGGAUGAAAUAGAGUUCUUGAGGCAAAUGAAAAGUAUGCCAGUUAGGAUUCCAGGAUCUAAAAGAUGA